AUGGCUAAAUGCACUCAAGACCGAGUGGAUUCAGUGCAAGCCGCCGCACGUGAGGACAGACAAUCGGUUAUCAAUCUGAAGAAACAACUUGACCUACUCACGACAAAGCUCACAGAUCUGGAGGACAGGGGUCGCAGGAAUAACAUCAGGCUUGUUGGCUUACCUGAAAUGACGGAGGGCUCCGAUACAGUCGGCUACAUUAAGGCUAAUCUCCCCAAGUGGAUUCCGUCGCUGGAGGGGUGUGACAUCGACAAUGAAUAUUACCGUUAUGAUUCACAAGAUGCUGAUAAAUCGGAGGAAGAGCAACGAUCCUCAGUUCCCAUUAGGCCCACUGUGACUGUGCAGCCAUUCUGGACUCAGAUAUACAGCGGUGAGACAGUCACUGUGAGAUGUGAGAUUCAGGGAGGUGAAGGAGCUCAGUGGACGUAUGAAUGGAGACCACCCAACCUAAACACACCUCCAACAUCCAGUGAACACAAAAUCACAGUUACUGAGUCUGACAGUGGAGGAUACAGCUGCCGGGGUGGAAGAACCUCCUCCUGGACAGAGUGGAGUGAUACCAUCACAUUGACAGUAAUAGCUCCUCCUAAGCCCACUGUGACCCUGCAGCCAUCCUGGACUCAGAUAUACAGCGGUGAGACAGUCACUGUCAGAUGUGAGAUUCAGGAAGGUGAAGGAGCUCAGUGGACGUAUGAAUGGAGACGAGGCCAGUCAAACAUAUCUGAAACAUCCAGUGAAUACACAAUCAGCAGAGCUACUAAGUCUCAUGUUGGAGGAUACAGCUGUCGGGGCAGAAGAGACUCUUCCUGGACAGACUGGAGUGAUAUCACCACAUUGACUGUAUUACCUCCUCCUAAGCCCACUGUGACCCUGCAGCCAUCCUGGACUCAGAUAUACAGAGGUGAGACAGUCACUGUCAGAUGUGAGAUUCAGGGAGGUGGAAGAGCUCAGUGGACGUAUGAAUGGAGACGAGGCAAAGUAAACAUAUCUGAAACAUCCAGUGAAUACAGAAUCAACAGAGUUACUGAGUCUGAUGGUGGAGGAUACAGCUGCCGGGGCACAAGAAGCUCCUCCUGGACAGACUGGAGUGAUAUCACCACAUUGACUGUAUUACGAGAGACUGCUCUGCUACGUUAG
Messenger RNA from Pelmatolapia mariae (spotted tilapia), 1137 nucleotides. RefSeq names its product peroxidasin homolog. Lineage: Eukaryota; Metazoa; Chordata; Actinopteri; Cichliformes; Cichlidae. Gene Ontology annotation, molecular function: transmembrane signaling receptor activity. Gene Ontology annotation, cellular component: plasma membrane. The record is from RefSeq and is a predicted model, not a curated record. The transcript has 6 exons. Bases 1 to 1137 code for a protein of 378 amino acids. Gene Ontology annotation, biological process: cell surface receptor signaling pathway.